Balaenoptera ricei (Rice's whale) is the source of this 1833-nucleotide messenger RNA. RefSeq names its product dopamine beta-hydroxylase (gene DBH). The transcript has 12 exons. The record is from RefSeq and is a predicted model, not a curated record. Gene Ontology annotation, cellular component: secretory granule membrane. Bases 1 to 1833 code for a protein of 610 amino acids. Gene Ontology annotation, biological process: dopamine catabolic process; octopamine biosynthetic process; norepinephrine biosynthetic process. Gene Ontology annotation, molecular function: dopamine beta-monooxygenase activity; copper ion binding. Lineage: Eukaryota; Metazoa; Chordata; Mammalia; Artiodactyla; Balaenopteridae.
AUGCGGAUCCCCAGCCCCAGCGUGCGCGAGGCGGCCUCCAUGUACGGCACAGCGGUGGCCGUCUUCCUGGUCAUCCUGGUGGCCGCCCUGCAGGGCUCGGCUCCCCCCGAGAGCCCCUUCCCCUACCGCAUCCCCCUGGACCCUGAGGGGAUCCUGGAGCUGUCGUGGAACGUCAGCUACGUGCAGGAGACUGUCCACUUCCAGCUCCUGGUGCGGGAGCUCAAGGCUGGCGUCCUGUUCGGCAUGUCGGACCGUGGCGAGUUGGAGAACGCCGACCUGGUCGUGCUCUGGACCGACGGGGACAGUGCCUACUUUGGGGACGCCUGGAGUGACCAGAAGGGGCAGAUCCAUCUGGAUGUCCAGCAGGAUUACCAGCUGCUGCGGGCACAGAGGACCCGGGAAGGCCUGUCCCUGCUGUUCAAGAGGCCCUUUGGCACCUGUGACCCCAAGGAUUACCUCAUCGAGGACGGCACCGUCCACUUGGUGUACGGGAUCCUGGAGGAGCCGUUCCAGUCGCUGGAGGCCAUCAACGUCUCCAGCCUGCAGACGGGGCUGCAGAGGGUGCAGCUGCUGAAGCCCAACAUCUCCAUCCCGGCCCUGCCCUCGGACAUGCGCACCAUGGAGGUCCGCGCCCCAGACGUCCUGGUCCCCGGCCAGGAAACCACGUACUGGUGCUACAUCACCGAGCUCCCGGACGGCUUCUCUCGGCACCACAUCGUCAUGUACGAGCCCAUCGUCACCGAGGGCAACGAGGCCCUGGUGCACCACAUGGAGGUCUUCCAGUGCGCAGCCGAGUUCGAGAGCUUCCCCCACUUCAGCGGGCCCUGCGACUCCAAGAUGAAGCCGGAGCGGCUCAACUACUGUCGCCACGUGCUGGCUGCCUGGGCCCUGGGCGCCAAGGCCUUUUACUACCCAGAGGAAGCCGGCCUUGCUUUCGGGGGCCCUGGGUCCUCCAGAUUUCUCCGCCUGGAAGUUCACUACCACAACCCGCUGAUGAUAAAAGGCCGGCGCGACUCCUCGGGCAUCCGCCUGUACUACACGGCCACGCUGCGGCGCUUCGAUGCGGGCAUCAUGGAGCUGGGCCUGGUGUACACGCCUGUGAUGGCCAUCCCCCCGCGGGAGACGGCCUUCGUCCUCACCGGCUACUGCACGGACAAGUGCACCCAGCUGGCUCUGCCUCCUUCCGGAAUCCACAUCUUCGCCUCUCAACUCCACACGCACCUGACGGGCAGGAAGGUGGUCACGGUGCUGGCCCGGGACGGCCGCGAGAAGGAGGUUGUGAACAGGGACGACCACUACAGCCCUCACUUCCAGGAGAUCCGCAUGUUGAAGAAGGUCGUGUCCGUCCACCCGGGAGACGUGCUCAUUACUUCCUGCACAUACAACACGGGAGACAGGAAGCUGGCCACCGUGGGGGGCUUUGGGAUCCUGGAGGAGAUGUGCGUCAACUAUGUGCACUACUACCCCCUGACGCAGCUGGAGCUCUGCAAGAGUGCCGUGGACCCUGGCUUCCUGCAGAAGUAUUUCCACCUUGUGAACAGGUUCAACAGCGAGGAAGUCUGCACCUGCCCUCAAGCCUCUGUCCCUGAGCAGUUUGCCUCUGUGCCCUGGAACUCCUUCAACCGCCAAGUGCUCAAGGCUCUGUACAGCUUUGCCCCCAUCUCCAUGCACUGCAACAAGUCCUCGGCUGUCCGCUUCCAGGGUGAGUGGAAUCUGCAGCCCCUUCCCGAGAUCAUCUCCAAGCUGGAAGAGCCCACCCGUCACUGCCCAGCCAGCCAGGGUCAGAGCCCCGCCGGCCCCACCAUGGUCAGCAUCGGCGGGGGCAAAGGUUGA